AAUGAUCAGUCAAUGCAAGAUAUGCAGAUAAUGGGAGGAGAUGAUCUUUCAAAGCUGACUGGGAAGAAUGUUCUAAUUGUGGAGGAUAUUGUUGGAACUGGAAGGACUAUGAACGUUCUGCUUAAUAAUAUAGAAAAAUACAAGCCAAAAAUGAUUAAAGUGGCAAGUUUGUUGGUGAAAAGAACAUCUCGGCCUGAUGGGUACAGACCAGAUUAUUAUGGAUUUGAAAUUCCAGAUUUAUUUGUGGUAGGUUAUGCCUUAGACUACAACGAGCACUUCAGAGAUCUAAACCACAUAUGUGUUAUCAAUGAUCAUGGCAAAGCAAAAUACAGAGUCUGA
Messenger RNA from Pelecanus crispus (Dalmatian pelican), 339 nucleotides. Lineage: Eukaryota; Metazoa; Chordata; Aves; Pelecaniformes; Pelecanidae. The record is from RefSeq and is a predicted model, not a curated record.